UACUUCCAUGUAUAUCAUUCUUCACCUUUAUAAGGACUGAAAUUAUAAUAAAUGUUUAAUGUUUACUUGCACAACUAGGUGAUUGUACAAUUGGUGGUUGAGUGGUUCCAAUCUCGGCCUGCGGGGCACAAUGGGAUAGUGUAGUAAUAAAAAAAAAAAAUGGAAAAACAACGUGACUUCAUGGACACCAUGGGUGGUUGGAACUUGGAACUGGGUCAUGGUACAACUUCAAUUUAAUAGUACUAAUAGAAACAAAUGUAUACACUAUAUUUUGCAUGCAUUCCCAUUACUCUUUCAUGAGCUUCUCUCUCUUCUCUGCUUUUCUUCUUUCAAUUCUUGACUCCUCUUCUCCCCUCAAAGAUCAAUUCGUAGUCACUCAGAGUCAGGCAGUCUUAGGCAAUCGAGAGAGGAAAGAUGCUGACGAAGCAAGAAGAGCUAGUGGAGGAGGAAGAAAGAACACUUCAAGGGCAAGCAGAGAUUUGGAAGAUAAUGCUUAGCUUUGCAGAAUCCAUGGCCCUAAAAUGUGCGGUUGAGCUACGGAUAGCCGAUAUCAUCAACUCCCACGGCCAUCCCAUUACCUUGUUGGAGAUCGCCGCCAGCCUCGACUCUCCUUCUCCAGACGUCGACUACCUAGCACGAAUCAUGAGGCUACUGGUGCACAAACGCAUCUUCACCUCAUCACAACCCAUAGCCGACGACGGCUGCAGCAGCAAAGAAGCUGUCUAUGGGCUUACCAACUCCUCCAAAUGGCUCCUAAGGGACUCCUCCGAGUUAAGCCUAGCAGCGAUGGUGCUAAUAGAGAACCAUCCAUCGUUUACGACGUCCUGUCAUUACCUUAAUAAAUGUGUCCAAGAAGGUGGUGUGGCUUUCCCCAGAGCUCACGGUUGCGACGUCUGGGACUUCGCUUUGGCCAACCCAGAGUUCAACAAGCUCUUCAACGAGGGCUUGGCCUGCACUUCAAAGGUUGUUCUCAAGGCUGUGUUGUCGGCAUACGGAGAAGGGUUUGCAGGUAUGGGAUCAGGGUCGGUGGUGGUGGAUGUGGGAGGAGGGACUGGGAUGGCGGUGGCGGAGAUCGUGAAGACUCAUCCUCAUAUAAAGGGAAUCAACUUUGACUUACCACAUGUCAUUGACACUGCACCCCAGUACCCAGGUGUCUCUCACAUCGCAGGGGAUAUGUUUGCCUCCAUUCCUAAAGCUGAUGCUCUCUUCCUCAAGUGGGUACUGCAUGAUUGGAGUGAUGAAAACUGCAUCAAUAUUUUGAAGAAUUGCCGAAAAGCGUUGUUAGAAAAAAGUGGAAAGAUUAUAAUUCUUGAAGUGGUGUUGGAGCCAGAAGGUGAAGGCUUAUUUGCUGAAACUGGAUUGGUGUUUGAUUUGCUUAUGAUUUCUCACACUGGUGGUAAAGAAAGGACCAAGAUAGAAUGGAUGAAGUUGUUGGAGGAAGCAGGAUUUCCUCGCUAUAAGAUCAUUCAGAUUCCAGCUCUACCAUCAAUUAUUGAGGCCUACCCAGAGUGAUUUAAUUUCUUGAUAUGCUUUGUCUUCGUACCCUUGGCAAGGAUAUAUAUCGAAUGUGUACAUUGGAAUAAUAAAUCAUGCAUGUGAUCUAUGCUAGAAUUGUCUCUAUCAUUAGAUCUAAAUUGUGUUAGUGAAUAGGGUAAGUGUUUUCUGUCCAAGAGUUAGCAGCCUUGUGCCUGAACACAAGAAUGCCCCCAAGAGGGGCUUGGUGGUCAUUGUGCCCUCUUAUCUGUGGCAUGGGGCAGCUUUCAAAUAAAAAAUUUGUCCUUAGUGAAUAAUUCCAAUCCCCAAAGGUCCAUUGAAUAAGUUGUUUAAUGAUUAUGGAUUAAUAAAUGGAAUCAAUCAAUAGUAGUUGGAUAUGCA
Molecule: messenger RNA, 1875 nt
Organism: Macadamia integrifolia
Lineage: Eukaryota; Viridiplantae; Streptophyta; Magnoliopsida; Proteales; Proteaceae
Product: (R,S)-reticuline 7-O-methyltransferase-like
Exons: 2
Coding region: 415-1512 (365 amino acids)
Biological process (GO): methylation
Molecular function (GO): protein dimerization activity; S-adenosylmethionine-dependent methyltransferase activity; O-methyltransferase activity
Source: RefSeq, a predicted model, not a curated record